This is a messenger RNA of Soboliphyme baturini, 1451 nucleotides long. The record is from the annotation of a GenBank genome assembly. NCBI's taxonomy places the organism in Eukaryota, Metazoa, Nematoda, Enoplea, Dioctophymatida, Soboliphymatidae.
AUGAAAAGUUUACCUGGUUCCGCGACUAAAAAGGUUAAUCGUUCGGAUCGCAAGGCGAAAAAGCGACUUACCACUUCCUUUAGUGCCGGCGAUGAGGAGGAAUUUAAAACUCCAGACGAGCUUCUUAACAGCUGCGCCAUUGAAUGUGCCGGAAAGGAAAUCGAAAUCCUGUCCCACCGCACGACGGCCAGAGCACUUAUCAGCAUCGUUUAUCCUUUCCCUGAAAUAAAGAUGCGGUUGCUGCAGAACAUCGUGAAACAGAAACAAGAGGGAGUUUUGACGCUGCUUAUGAAAAGCUCGGCCGUACAGGCGAUGAGGUUUCUUACAGAGACGUUCGCCACACUAGAAGAACCAAUGGCCGAGGCGUCCAAGGCGGUGCUGUUGCAGUUUUGCGAAUUGAUCCUAAACCACUUCGAUACUCUGUUUGCUGACAGGUGCGGCACCUUCUCGAUUUCCGACUUUGGUAAAGCGCUGUGCAAGGCAUCGCGUAAAAAGACCCCGAUGGGUCAUGGCAUCUUCAAAACGAAACAUCGUCAAGUGAUGAGCUUGCAGUCUGAUUUCAAAAUCUCGGAUCCAGAACGACUUUCCGCUUAUAAUGGUUUAGCCUGCAAGGUACUCGACUGGAAGGCAAUAAAAACAUGUUCGGAAGCUAUGAGCAGGGUUGGCCUCUUUUUGGACUUCAUCGCUCUAGAUGAGCUGCAGGGCGGAGUCCACUUAAAGAAUCUUGUCCACUCUAUAAUAUCCGAUAAUAAACAGACUGUUUUCUUGUUCAUGUGCAAUCAGGUGGGUUCGAAUAUCUUCCAGCAGAUCAUCUACCACUGUUCAAAGAAAGACAUGAAAAAGAUCUUCGACCAUUGCACGAAAGGUAACAUGGCGACGCUUGCUACCGAUCCUUAUGGCAACUACUGUGCCCAAACAUUCAUGGAAUGCAGUGAGGGCUGGUUGGAGGUACAUGAGUUAGCCGACGAUGUUUUUACCGUUUUCGACAAAGUGUGGUUUGAAGGUCGCUUCGGCGUGAUUGCCAGGUUGUCACAGAUCGUGAUUGGCGAUAAGGAUUUGGAACGAAAAUUUGUCAAGCAUAUGCUUUGUGUAUUGAACUGUAACGCUGAGAAAGAAGACCGAAAGUACUUCUUGCACUGUCUGUUGAAUAUGUCCCCACUUUCUCAGAAGGUGAAAACGAAUCCGGCGGCCAGCGUGCAAGCAUACGGCGUCGACAUUGCGCUCAAUAUGAUGAACUACAGUAUUCGUAAAACCUUGACAAACAGUCUGCUUUUGAUGAAGAACGAUUUAUUGGCUGCUAUUGCUGCUGAACUCUUCGGAUCCUACGUAAUCCAGAGCGUGUUUCAGUCUACCUCGCUGCCCGGCGAGUAUAAGUCGAAGGUGUUUCAGAAGCUGAACGUAAGAAUACCGUAUUAUGAAAUACUUUACAAAAUCGUUUUAUGCAAAUGAAU